UCCGGCAUCGGUACGACCGUCGAUGUUCGGCUCGGCUCAGUCAGUCGUCGUUCGAGCAUUAGGCAACAUUUAAUUUUAAUUUUAAUACUUAAGUAGUUCUAAGUGUACAUAACACUAUCGAAACGGAGCAAAACGGAAGAGAAGGAAAAAAAGAAUCAAAAUAAGAUAACAAAUCAUCGAACGAAACCAACCUCGAAGAGUUAGUAAUCAACCGCAGACUUCACACAAAAGUAUCCGCGGAUCGUAUGAAACGAAACGAAUCUGUUGAAACAAACAAAAAAAAGAUGAUUAACAGCUGUGAAUCAUAGCGGACCGAAUCGGAGGAAAGUAAUAUUCAUCCGGAGAAUCGCACAGGAAAGCAAUUGGAAGAAAAAAAACCGAAGCUUCUACAACAUCGUAAUUUUCUAUUUCGAAAUUCAACUGCAAAGAAAACGACCCAACGAGUACACCUGUUUGGCAAACGGUUUUAAGUUAAGUGAAACGACGGAAAAUAGUUAAGUUCCGAUUUUUUAAAACUACCCUCUCGAAACACAAGCCCACGAAAGUGACGAGGUGUUUUGGUAAUAAUCCGUGGGAGGAGGUCCUUUUGAGACUAAGUGCGAUUGCUCGAAAGCAGAUCCGAAGGGUGAAUUUUAAUCACAAAAAAAAAACAAACAAAUACGUAAAUCCUGCAAAGUGAAACAUACAAGGGCUGCAGAACAGUACGCAAAACCUCCCCAACCCGGGCAGAAAGGGUGUCGAAAAGUAAGACAACAAAUUGAGGAAAAAUUUGCGUGAAUAAGUGCGUACGUGCGUGAGUGAACGACGGGUGGUGAAAAGUGAUUCUCAUCCGCGUCCGCGCGAAAGUGUGUGUUUGGUUGUAAAAAUAAUUGAAACCUGAACCGACCCGGCCCUAAAUUGUGCCCAAGUGUGAAACGUAUAGAAGCUGCCAGUGACCGAUAGUAACGGCAUUGCGAAUAGCGUCACACACGUGGAGUGCCACACCUUGUGCCCGACGAACCCAAACGAGGGUACACUCCCGCAGGCCGUGGUACGAAAAAUUGGAUCGAUCUAUAGCGGCCCGACACGCUGGGGACGCACCUCGGCCACACGAGCUGAAGUAAAUUCAACCGAUUAGUCUUCCACGCGCCCACGAUCCAGCACAAACACCCGAACGAACAAACAAACGAGCGUUCUAGUUCAGUUUUUCGGGGACGAACAAAACAUCAGGCGAAAAAAGGACACGCCAUCGUCCGUUACAGUAAACCGGAAGACGGAUAUCCUCACUAAGACACACCGGUUGAGUGGAGGCGAUUGCAGGUGCCCGGACUGAAAGGCCCACCUAGUGUUGGGUGAGAUUGUUAAAAUUAAAAUUUAAAUGUUUAGCCUAAACGAAGAGCAUCACACGCGUACGCAUCAGCGAAAGCCACAAAAGCAGUAAAGAGAAAGCCUGACACAGGAAAGGAACAAGGGAACGAACGAAAGAAUUUGCCACGAUGUCAGCGAAUAUCGGUGAAAAGUCCUGCGAGACACCGGGCGCGAUGAAGUCGGUCCUUAAGAAGGGAUCGAAGCAGGAAUACGAAGAACUUGCACCACCAAAGGAUACGAACGGCAGUCUGAAGCGCAAGAAGGUGUCGGAAAAAGCGGGUGUAACAGUAGCAGGACCAGCUUCCGGGUUUGACCAGCCAGCCGAUCCGAUGUCGGAGUCGUACGCAUCGGUGGUGAAGCAGGCCGAGAAGGAAGUUGAACAUGCAUCUCCAGUGGUGCAGCCUGUGCCUUCUUCGGCCGCACUAGGAAAUCACUCGAAAGCGAACGGCAAGAGGUUAAAGCUGGACAUUAAGAAUCACGCUGCGGACCAGAUGCACGGUGAACAACCGGUUGGACUGCUGCACGGCGAAAAGGUGACAGUUGUCCGCAGUAAACCACCGAUUCCACCGAAACCGGACGUUCGUACGCAACCACAGCGCGUAUCGAGUGGAGGCAGUGCUGGCGCACCUAACCCCAACGGAGCAACGAAGGGAAAGAAGCAGCAAGUAACCGAGGCGCAGGCGGCACACACCGUCCAGAAGCUGCUGGCUCAGAACGAACAGAUGCGACUGGAGCUGAGCGAGCUCCGAAGCAAUUUGGCUGCGGAGCGGAAUGCAGUGCGAGUGUUGCGGGCCCAAAACGAGUCCGACCUGCGAAAGACGAAAGCCGAGUGCAAGAAACUGCAGGAAGCGCUCCAGCACCAGAAGCGGAAUGCCGCGGUCCAGUGUCAGGGGGUCCCGGCGGGUGGCGUCCCACCGGCCAAGCGGGCCAACCGGGGUUCAGGAGAACCGGAGAUCGUGGCUCCGGUGUCCCCCGGUGGACCGGGCACUCCGCAACAUCAGUGCAGCCUGGAAGUUCUGAAGCUGAAUCAGGAGAUUUCCGCCUUGCGGGAAACGAACAAGUUCUUAGAGGAAAAAUAUCUGAUUUCCUCCGAGGCUGAACGACGGAAAGCUUCUGAUAUUCGCGUACAGCGUGAUCUGCAUGAACUACGAUUGACUCAACUUUCCAAGUCUGCCAAAAACGAAAUUCAGCGACUGCUGGAGGAGCUAAAGUCGAAGGAGCGCAGCAUAGCGCAGCUCAAGAAGGAGCUACAGGCCGCCCAAACAUCCGGCGGACCCGGUGGCGGAUGUCGCAAGGAGAGAGGCAAGGCUGCUAAAAAUUCCGCUCAGCAAUCGCACGAGAUGCGAAAAUUGCGUGAGACAGAACCAUGUAGCGGAACCAUCAGCAAGAGCAACAGCAACCACAGCAUCCAAUCCGUCAACGAAGAUUACGAACAGCUGGACACGAAAGAAUCUCUGGAGUUGACAAUCGUCACGGCAACGACGACGACGGCGACAACGACGAGCUCCUCCUUCCCAGCGGUCCCGGCAGCGGAAGUUGCGUCGAGCAGCUUUGACUACAGCGACUGUCAAACGACUCGGAACGCUCUAGUAGCACAGGUAGAGAACGUAGAAUUAGCGAUAGAUACAACGACGUACGGCAACGACGAUGAGGCUCAACGGCCAACGCUGCCGUACGAAUUAUGCAAACGAACCAUGGAAGCUCACAGCCACGACAACAGUGGUGCCAGUAGUGUAGUAAUAGACUCGAAACGACUACGCCAGAUCGUGGGAGAGCGACAGGCCCCCCAGCACCUGCCCUACCAUCGAGCGGCGGAAGCAGCGAAAACAUCAACGGAACCGGAACAGGUGUCGCUUGAAUCGACGUCCGACGCGGACUCCGCCCUGUCCUCGAUGAGUCCGCAGCCGAACAGCUUCACCGGCGACUCGCCGGACGACGAUCCCUGGAAUGUUCGGCCGAAUGGCGGGUCGAAUGGCGAGGGCAGCGCCAAGCUGGAACGGUUCAAGCAGGAGCUGGACGAGCUGCAGCGGCUCAACGAUAGUCUCAGCCGGGAUUAUACGGCGGCCAAAGCGAAGAUCGACCAGUUGGAACAGGAUCUCGUUAAGGCAACACAGGCGACACGAGAGCAGACGAAACUAAAUGAAAGGAUCAACCAUCUGAUGCAGCGGGAGGAGGAUCUUCUGAAGGAAACGCACGAAUUGCGCGAACAGAAUGAGCUGCUUGAGUUUAGAAUCAUCGAGCUGGAAGAAAGUCAUGACAAGUGGUCGCUACGAAGCAAUUCGAGCCCAACCGUUGGCGGCGGCACGACGAAAGAUGGCUGGACCGACACGGAGAAGGAGCACGACGAGCUGAUCAUGAUGUCGGAACGGUCCGACUCGGGUGUUACCUCGCCGAACAGCCACCACCACCUGGAGGACCAGCAGAGUGGCCUACCAUCCCCGUGCGAUCUGUCCCUCCUCGAUCAGAUCCCGACGGACGACGUGCGCAAGCGCGUGAUAGCGAUGACCAAGCGUGCCUGCUACGACGAGGAGGACAAGCUGUGUCUACUGCAGAUCUUGUCGCUCCUGAACAACCUGGAGGCGCUGUCGCAGGACCACGAGAUCGCCGGUGACGACCUGAGCCUCGAGCUGCCGGUGCAAAAGUACAACUACAGUCUACCUGAGAGUGGCUGCCCGCCCAAGGUCAGCUCCACGCCGUACAAAGCGGCCCGCAUCGUGGCGACCGUGCAGCCGUUCCACAGCACGGAAUCGCAACCGGCAACGGCGGCACCGGCCGCUCCUCAGGCGAAGGCACCAUCGAUCGCAUCGAUCGCCGAAACGUUCGGCGGGAUGAAGAAGACGACGAGGUGGAACAACUCCACCAGCCUGCAGGAGAGUGGCGUGUUUGUGGACGAACCGUGCUCGAAUGCGGCCACGCAGACCGAGCUGGAAGACUUCCCGUGCCUGGAGAAGACAAACGCGGAGCUGUGCGCGGAAAUCGAAAAGCUGAACCGCUUCCGGGAGAAGAUCGAGGAGUGCAAGGGAGCGGGAGUGCCGGCUGGCGCACCACAUGCCACCAACGCAGCUGGCAGCGUCCGGGGCUCGAUGGUGGGACUCAAUCUGCCCGCCCCGACCGGCGAUGAGGCCUGCGACCGGAGACGACUGCAGUUCUACGUCGAGCGGGCGGCGAUGCUCGAGAACAAGCUGAAGGUGUACGAAAGCAGCGGCGACCAGCAGUUGCGCCACCUGGCGGAGCGGAUGGAGCGCGAGGUGCAGCUCGAGAGCUGGGUGAAGCAGCUGUCGGAGAAGAUCGGCCAGCUGGAGCUGGAGAACGAGCGGCUCGAGGAGGAACGGUGCGAGCUGGAGGAGAUCGAAAACGACACCCGGUUGCGGUUGCAGCGGCUCGAGGAGGACGUGGAGGUGAUGGGGCAGCGCAACGACGAGCUCGAGAUGUCGCGCAGCUCGUACCAGGCCAAGUACCAGGACGCGAAGGAGACCGCCAUGAGCCUCGAGGAGCUGGUGCACAAGUACGAGGAGAGAAUAUUCCUGCUGGAGGAGAACGAGAACGAGCUGCGGGAGCGGAUCGAGAUGAUCUACAUGUUUAUCCCGCUGCUGCUGCUCUACAACAGCUGGCAGCUGCACGAGCAGUUCAAGGAGCACCUGUGCGCGCUUCAGCAACAACAGCAGCAGCGCAGCGACCACGCCAUCCAGUGCAUCCCGAAGGAACACAUCGAGUACUUCGAGAGCGGAAGUAGCGCUCAGGCGGACGACCUACAGGUGCGUCUCGGCGAGCUGAUGAACCGCGAGAAGGAGCUGACACAGAACAUCGCCGAGCUGAACCGUGCCUACAACGAGACACUGGAGAACGCGGACAACCUCUGGGCGCAGAUGGAGCGCGAGUACAAGGAAAAGAUUGGCCGGUGCGAGCUGGAGGAGGCCAACCUGAAGUCCAAGAUCGCCCAGCUCGAGGAGCGCCUCAGCAAGGACAGCGAGUACGCUAGCGAGCGUAUCGCGCAUCUGGAGGAGGCCGAGAGUGCGCUCAAGGGUCGCAUCAGCCGACUUGGCAAGGAGAACAAGGAGCUGGCGGCGAAGCACGGCGCCCUGGUGGAGGAGUACGGUACGCUCAAGGAGGACUACGUGCAGCUGCAGAACUACCUCCGUGGGCCGGCAGCCGAAGCGCUCGAGCGAGAGAAGAAGCGAGUGCUUGCGCUCGAGGAUGAAUUGGCACACACCCAGCAGAUGCUGCGUGACGGUGAGGAUUCACACCGGUCGGAAGUCGGCAUACUGCGAGGUCGACUACUAGCUUCCACCAAGGAGCUGAACCACAGCGAGGUAACCAACAGUGAGCUGAGGGAGGAAGUCGAAACGUUGGAGGCGCGUAUCCGGGAGCUGGUGUCCCUACGGUCCAGCGAUGAGGAACGCAUCAAGCAGUUGACGGAAGAACUGGAAGCCAAACAAUCGCAGAUAGUGGCACUGCAGCAGGCACGCAGGGCGGGCGGUGGUGGUGCUCGGUCGUCGGCUGGCCGCAGUUUGGCGCAGGAACUUGAGCGACCUCUCAAGGGAGGUGCAUACACCCGACACGGUUACGAGGUACACCCACUGAAUCGGAAGUUCCCGGACAGCGACAGUAGUGCGAGCAGUAGCGGCAGUGGCAGUGAGGACAAGCACAAGUUUCCAUUUGCGCGACCGUCGGCGUUCGAGACCAAAGAAGUGAAGAGCCUUGCGGAGACGAUCAUCCUGAACGCCGAAAGCAGGGGAGUGAAGACGCCAAAGAAAUCGUUCGUAGAGGAAAUGAAUUAAACCCGCCAAUAACCAGGAAUGCCUUCCAGCGGUACCGGUUGGAUACUACCACAACGCACACCAAGGUUAAGGACAAUCCCGCUGCACGCUGCGUCCCGUUGUCCAAGGCGCAUGGAAAUGAAAGAAAAUU
Anopheles coustani is the source of this 6255-nucleotide messenger RNA. RefSeq names its product CAP-Gly domain-containing linker protein 1 (gene Pif1A). The transcript is spliced from 11 exons. The record is from RefSeq and is a predicted model, not a curated record. Bases 1476 to 6125 code for a protein of 1549 amino acids. Gene Ontology annotation, cellular component: type III intermediate filament. NCBI's taxonomy places the organism in Eukaryota, Metazoa, Arthropoda, Insecta, Diptera, Culicidae.